AAUUUUCGCUCCUGUUUUAGGUUUGGGAGCGCUUAUCGAUCAAACUUCUUCUCUUCCACUUCCACAACCUCAGGAGACAAACACAGAGUCGGCCGUGGAUCUUCUUCCUAGACGACCAACCACAAGCUAUGGCUGCUCCCGAAGCUCCGCUCUGUUACGUCGGCGUCGCUAGACAAUCCGCAGCUUUUCGCCUCAUGAAGCAGAUGGGAUGGGAAGAAGGAGAAGGACUUGGCAAGGACAAGCAAGGGAUCAAAGGCCAUGUUAGAGUUAAGAAUAAACAAGAUACUGCCGGAAUUGGCACUGAGAAGCAGAACAAUUGGGCUUUUGAUACCACACAAUUUGACGACAUCUUGAAGAGACUGAAAGUGCAAGCAGUAAAAAACAGUGAGGAAGCUGCAGAGAAAGAUGACACUUCAAAGGAAACUGUGGAUGAUGCAACUGAUGAUCGGGAUCUGGCUACUAAGGCAACACGACCUCAAGGAAGAUACAAGAGAAGAGAGAGGGGAAAGCUUGUCAAUGCAUACUCUUCUAAGGAUCUUGAAGGGAUCCUUGUAAAAAAGGUGGAGGAGUUACCACAAACAUGUUCUAAUGCAGAAACGGAACCGGAGUCAUCGGAGGAAUCUGAAAUUGACCUUCUCACUGAAGAAAACAAAGCUAGUGUUUCUUCUGAUUGGUGGGGCUACAAGUAUGGAUUUAUUUCCGGAGGAUAUUUGGGUGCUGAAUCCAAACGAAGAAAAGGCCUUCAAACCAAAAGCAAGGAGAAUGUGCAUGAGAGAAUUGCCUUUCAUGAAGAUGAUCAAGAGAAUCUCUACAAGCUUGUCCAAGAUAAAUCUACAACUGGAAAGCAAGGACUGGGUAUUAAGAGUAGACCAAAGAAAGUAGCGGGCUGCUACUUUGAAGGGAAAAAGACUUCCUUUGAUGACAGUGAUGAUGAAGAAACCAGCGAUGCUGCACCUCCCUUGAAACGGAAGUACGAUGACUCCUUCAGCACAGGAACAGUAAAACCCAAUGGGCAGCAGAAAGUGAAGUUGAGAAAAUUGUGUAAAACAAUUCUUGGCCAAGUAACUGGGGAAUCUUUGAAGCUGAAACAGCUGAAAGCUUUGAUUGAUGAACGCACCACUUCAGUUUUUGCCAACUAUUCAUCUAAGAAAGAUGCACUUGCUUAUUUGAAACAGAAGCUUGAGAGCAGUGGGAAGUUUUUGGUAGAGGGUAAAAGAGUGAGUCUGCGGUCAAAGAGUGGUUGACAAUUUUGUAGUGUAGUCUGAAAUACCUAUGGCGAUCUGUAUAUUGCAGAGAGAUUAGAGGACAAACAUAUAUAUGAAGCUCUCUUGUGGUAUUUUCUUCUAAACCGAAUUUUGUCCCAUCAACUAUUCAUUUCUUCUGCCUCGUCUUACGUCUGAUUAUAAAGUAGGCAGAGGCUAUGUUAGAAAGAGCUUUGAUUAUUUGUAUUAGUAAUGUUCUUUGAAUUAUGGUCUUGGAUUCUAAUUCAUAUAUGAAUUUUUUUUUCUGCCCA
Cucumis melo (muskmelon) is the source of this 1513-nucleotide messenger RNA. RefSeq names its product G-patch domain-containing protein 1. Gene Ontology annotation, molecular function: nucleic acid binding. The record is from RefSeq and is a predicted model, not a curated record. Gene Ontology annotation, cellular component: nucleolus. NCBI's taxonomy places the organism in Eukaryota, Viridiplantae, Streptophyta, Magnoliopsida, Cucurbitales, Cucurbitaceae. The transcript is spliced from 11 exons. Gene Ontology annotation, biological process: regulation of ribosome biogenesis. The coding region runs from base 129 to 1244 and encodes 371 amino acids.